AUGGGUUGGCUCUGGGGUGACAAAAAUGAUACUGUCCAAAAGCUCGAUCCCGGGCUUCGUGACUACCUCGAACAGGAGAAGCCCGACAAAUAUGUGCCUGGUCCUAAUGUGAAGCCGCCCUCCACGCCCGCGCAAUCGCCCGAACCGUCCGAUCCCUCGAAGCCCAAAGUUCCUGCAGCAUCACUCUACCCAGAUGGCCGUUACGCUUAUCUGUGGAAAACCUACAAGCCGCCGAUGGACCUUGAAGAACAACCCGGAGUCGGCGUGGCAUCGCGAGUGAUUGAAAAGUACAAAGAGCGCGGCGACACAGUGCAGCGAGCAGCAAUGGAGAACUGUGCCUUGGAGCAUGAAGCCCUGACAUACUGCUUCCAGACCGGAAAUUGGCGCAAGCAAAUUGAAGCCCGGCUGACCAUGUGCUCGGCGGAGAAUGCCACCUUUUCGCGAUGCUUUAUGACCCAGACUAAACUCCUCCAAGCACUCGGUUACGCAUCUAGCUUCGAAUAUGACGCCGAAAAAGAAGAGCGUAUUCAAAUGCAUGGCGACAAACUCUACCACCAGAUGCUAGACUAUGAAAAGCGAGUUGACGAUGCGAAGGCCGCUGGAAUCGCGCCACCGCCUAUCACGUCGCUUUUCAACCCAGAUAAGCCACCGCAAACCCCGGAAGUCGGCCUUGAGAUUCCUGGAGGAGAGCCAAUCCCAGCAGAGCUCAAACCGUCCAAGCCAUUAGAGAAGCUCACACCCCAUGAGCGAGAGUUAGAAAUCCGGGCACACUACGCGCAGCGGGAGCAGCACAAGAUGUAUGCGGAGGAGGCUGCGCCCUUCAUAAAGUCUCAAGAGGAUGCUCGACAGAAGCGACAGGAGAGAGCUGUAAGCUGGUUUGGAGAGAGACUCGGAAAGUGGCUGUCGUAG
This is a messenger RNA of Penicillium psychrosexuale, 909 nucleotides long. RefSeq lists its product as uncharacterized. Lineage: Eukaryota; Fungi; Ascomycota; Eurotiomycetes; Eurotiales; Aspergillaceae. The record is from RefSeq and is a predicted model, not a curated record. Bases 1 to 909 code for a protein of 302 amino acids. The transcript has 2 exons.